This is a messenger RNA of Manduca sexta (tobacco hornworm), 3703 nucleotides long. Its product is annotated as netrin receptor UNC5C. Gene Ontology annotation, biological process: motor neuron axon guidance; netrin-activated signaling pathway. Gene Ontology annotation, molecular function: netrin receptor activity. Gene Ontology annotation, cellular component: membrane. The record is from RefSeq and is a predicted model, not a curated record. The transcript is spliced from 10 exons. Lineage: Eukaryota; Metazoa; Arthropoda; Insecta; Lepidoptera; Sphingidae. Bases 113 to 1729 code for a protein of 538 amino acids.
AUCAUCAGUAAGGCGCGAGUCACCGCGGGGAAUGCGCGUGUGUCGGUGCAUCGGACGGGCUCCGAAAAUAUUACAAAAUGUUUCACUGAAUUCGUGAUCAAGUGUUAUAGUUAUGUUGGUGGAAAAACUUAAUAUCUUCAUGUUGAUUGUGAUGUGCGUUGGGAAAGUUACAAAUGGAGACGCCGAACAAACGACCAAGAAGGAGACGAGACCUGAAUACAUCCACCCAGAUGGUCUUCUCAACUUCGAUCCUUACCUCUCAGACAUCAAGCCAGAGGAGGACGAUGACUACAUACCUCUACCAGAGAACGACGAGACGGUAGACGGGCUACCAAUAUUCCUACUAGAACCUAAAAAUUCUUACGUUCUUAGAACAAAACCAGCCAGCCUCCUUUGCCGUGCUGCGAAUGCUCUUCAAGUUUUCUUCGAGUGUAAUAAAGUGAGAACUGAUAAAACCAUUCAAUUGGAGCACGUAGACCCUCAGAACGGAAUCAGGGUGGUAGAAGCUGAACUGAAUGUUAGCAGGAAUGAGCUGGAUGAGUAUUUUGGAGGGAAGUAUAGCUGUGAGUGCAAUGCUUGGAAUAGUAGAGGGAAGAUUCGGAGUCAAGCUGUGUACAUCGAAUAUGCAUUCAUAAAGAAGCAGUUCAUCCAGCAGCCUCAGUCAGCGACAGUAGAGUCGGGUCGCGGGGUGACGUUCCGCUGCAUCCCUCCGCUAGCGGCGCCUCCGCCAACCCUCAAAUGGACGAGGAAUGGAAUAACAAUAGAACCUACAGAUGAAAACCUGGUGCUGCCGAGAGUUGGUUUACAGGACAUGGCGAACUACACGUGCAUAGCUGAGAACAUCGCCGGUCGCCGCGAGUCGGACGUCGCUGUUCUCUCUGUUUACGUAAAUGGAGGUUGGUCGGACUGGUCUCCAUGGAUGCAAUGCCAAUGUGGCUCGCAGUCAAGUGGGAGGCGACGCACGAGGACUUGCACAGAACCAGCCCCUGCUAACGGAGGGGCGCCGUGUAGAGGGCAGUCAUCACAAAACGAUGAUGAUUGCAUGAGAUGUCAGAACGGAGGCACGUGGUCUUCUUGGAGUGCGUGGUCCACUUGUGAUGGAGACUGCAUCAGAGUGCGCAGACGGCAAUGCACCGGAGAGUGCUCUGGGUCUACGCUUCAACAUGCCAACUGCUUAGACGGGAUGUGCUCUGCAGGCCUUAGAUUGUACAACAAUGAUGUGACCCUGUAUGUGGGCAUCGGCAUCACAGCGGGCACGCUCCUAGCAGCAGCAGCUAUACUGUACGUGUGGUGCAAGUUCAGGAACACCAGGCCAGGGUACUCCGCAGCUAGAGUUGGUACACCUAAAACCCGCCCUGGUCGAGAUAAAGGCAAUACAGCGCCGGAUCUGACUCGAACCUGCAACGAGUACUGGAUGGGGGGCCCCGACAACCACUACGACAUGCCCCAUGUGAGAGACAGCUAUUCCUCGCCAUUCGGCAACAAGAGCAGGCAGCAGUCUUCUCAAGGCAGUAAUCAUUACGAGAUGAAGCCGUACAGUCCUUCGGGAGACUCCGCUUCCAGCUGUUAUACUAAUUCUCGAACUAUGACGUCACGCUCUAGUGAGUGCUCAUCCCCCCUAGAACUGAUGCCGACCCCACAUUCGAAGGUGGACGUAGCAGUAACAUUACCCGUGGGACAACUGGACACAAGUUAUAGAGAUAAGAUAUGCCUAACUAUUGUCAAAUAAUGUUUUAUUUAUGACUAUUACAACGAUUAUUCUGUACAGGUCCGUAGUUAGUACAUAAUUUGGGGGUCAAAUGUUCACGAAUAAAUAGACGAUGAUUAACUCUUAUAUAUUAUUGUAAUUUCUAAAAAAAAAAUAUGUUUUGUAUUUUUUAUCGAAAGUGAAUGUAUUAAGGUAAUUACUACUAUCUAAAAAGUGUUAUCGUUAUGUAAAGAUACUACCUUAAUAUACUUAAUAGAGUAUGAUAUGUCAAGCGCCUGAUUGACGAGCUUGAGAUAAGCUUGCGGUGAAUAUUCUCUAUUACACGCACCUCGUUGUUCCUGAUCCGAGCACAUAGUUAAUCUUCAGAGUUAAUUCAUAUUUCUACGAGUACAAAAAUAAAUCGAGAAGUAGAAGUACUCUAACGAAAUAAUUAUUUAAAAAUAGUAAUCACAAUAUUUAAUAAAGUAUUUUUUCUUUUUGGUAAUUAAUUUUAGAACGACAACAUAAAAUAAUUUCAAAGGUGUUCUAAUAAUAGUAAUUUUUCUCAAGUAUUCUCACUGAAUACGGACCUGUUUACUUAUAAAAUUAUUCUAAAAUGCAUGAAAAUAUGUUGCUUAUACUAUGUUUUUUUACUUUAAAUUAAGAUGUAGUUUAUAACGAAUGUUUGUGCCUACCUCGCGGAGGAGGAGCGUGUAUAUAUUACGUAGAGAAUUAUUUUUGUAAAUGUUAGCGGUUACUUAGUAUCUAAAGAUAUGUAUUAAGUUUUAUUAACCCUAAAAUAGUUUUUUUUAGUUUACUAAAAUUUAGGAUUUACAAUGAAAGGGGGUGAAGAGAAUUAAAGGCUGCAUAAUAUAUUUAGAUUUUAUUAAAUUAAUAAACAGAUUGAAUAUAAUUCAGAUCUGUAUGCAGAGCGGAAGCUACAUAGAGUUGCUUAUACCUAUAAUAUAAGAUAAAAUUAUCUUCCUGGGGAACAUGAUAUCUGUAUCCGAGAAAUGUAUUGAUUGUAAUAUUAAAGAAAUCGAUGGUGUUGAUAAAGGUUGUUUUGUGUAUUAAUAUAAAUUUUAAUUCUGUUCACCCUCUUUUUCUCUAUAUUACGUUCCUUUAUCAGAUAAAAAAACAUUGUCACAAAAUAAAUUUAUUACAAAACGAACUAAAAUAAAAUACAAUUUUUAUAUUCCUUUUUUUAGUUAAAUUUAGAAACAAAAUCUUCGAUCAUUAUAGCCCAUUAACAAAGUACUUAUGGAUAAAAAAUAUACAUUUAAUAUUAAAAAUACAUUUUGGACCAAUGGCUAAAUUAAAGUGGUGCAGUUUGUCGCAGCUAUGGCGCUUUGGCAAUAUUGGAAAUUAACAAAGUAUCAAUAAAAAAUUGCUUUUUUAAUACAUUUUAUUGUUUUUGCUAUAACUGUUUCCUAGUUUAGAUAGUACUAUUCUCUCAGGAAACCACCUUAAAGUCAUAAGUUGCUGUUGCCUAUUUUGAAGACGAAGAUUUUUAGAGGCCUAAAUAUCCCUCCCAAUUAUAUCCCUUCUCCCUAUCUUAUAAAUAACGUUGCAAGCACAUUUGUUCGGCCUAUAUGGGAUUACUAAGCGACUUAAAAUGUAGAGACAAGUUUGUUCGUUUGUCGGCCUAUUCUAUAUGAAAAUAAUCCAAGUGUAAAAGAUAACGAAUAGCAAAUUGUUGACGCGCCGAUUCACAGACUGAAAAUAUAUCAAUACGUCGCACAAAGCUAUUUCAGUGUAUAUCGAUAGUAUAAUUUUACUACAGCCAUGUAUUUUUGCUGGUGGGGUAUUGGAUAUAAUUUUUAUUGUAAAGUAACCAGUGAAUUUGAGGAAAUACUGCCAUUUUGACAGUUGUGUUAUCAAAUAUCUUUCUACCAGCAUUUUUUGUUUCUAAGACUGAUUCAGAUCACUGCCAAUGCAUUUAAUUUCUCAUUUGCCGUAUUUAUAUGUACAUAAUGUAUUUUAAUCUGUGAUAUUUUAAUAAAGUAAUGCGUAAUA